AUGUUGCCUCCAAACAAGGACCAGGUACUGCUACAGAACGCAGUGCCCCCUGGGCAACCCCUUCAGAGCCCCUCACAACUUGUGGACUCCCCUCCCCCCAACCUACAGCCUCUGCAUCCCCAGCAGUCACUCCCUCCCUCCCACCCACCUUGUUCCCCUCCCCUUUGGUCCCACUCUCCCGGCUCCCAUUUCUACUCUUCUGACUCAAAUUCUGACUUUGUCCUACAUCCCUACUCUUCCUCUCUCCCAAGGUCCCCGGCUUUCUUUCAUCACAAUUACCCCUCUCUCUCCCUUCCACGUUCCUCCUCUCCCUCCCCCCGGCUGUACCCCUCUCCUACUCUUAUUCAUUCCUCCUCUCCCUCUCAGCCACAGAACUCCUGUCUUCCCCACUCACAUUGCCAGUCUCCUUCUCACCCAGAAGACCUACCUAGCCCCAGCCAACCCUCUUGUGGGGUCCACUCUAACAGGCAGACAUGGCACUGGCAUCAGUACAGGGACACCGGGUCCCCUGGGGUGGUGGGGGGAUGUGUGGCAAGCGAGAGGGACCCUGCAGAGUUCAGGGACCCAGGAGCCCUGGCCCAGGCCCUGGUGGUACAUCUGGGGCACCGCCGCAUAGCACACGACCUGCGGCUACUGCUUUUGCAGCGCCUGUGGCUAGGCAGAACCGGCCAGCCUCCAGUCGUGGAGUAUCCUAUAUGCCUAGAGUGUCUCCGGCCCCGCGGCCCGUCUUGCCCCAUCCCCAGGUACGGGACUGGACCCCAGCUGCUUGCCUUCCCCCAACUACUGCCCUGUGCUCAGGGCCAGGAAUCCGAACCAUUUCGCAUGGGCAUCGGCUUUGGCCUCCGCCUGCCUCGGGGCCAGGCCAGGGCCUUGCAUCUGUUGCCAGAAAGAAGGCGGGAGGAAGUAGGGCCUCAGGGCGAGGCUGCUCAGGCCCAUGGGUCUCAAGCCCCAGAGGCUCGAACCCCAGCAGCUCAGGCCCAGGCAGAUCCAGCCCGAGGCAUACCCUCCCAGACCGGGAGCCUCAGGUCUGCAGGCCCUCAGUCACCAAACCCCAUACCCUGUUCAGGGCCUCCACCUCAGGCACCAAAACAGGCCCCUAUCUCCCUGAGGCCCAGGCCUUCCUCUGCCCUAAAGAGGCCUGCCUCUCUAGAGCCCAUUCCCCAAAAGUCAUCACCCCAGUUCCAGAGCCACGGAGGCCCCCUGGAGCACCUCCUCCAAACCCCACAGUCCCCACCAGGCCCCAGACCUCAGGGAACCCCCGAGACACCCUGAAGGGCUGGCUGGCUGGAGGUCAGGUGUG
Molecule: messenger RNA, 1300 nt
Organism: Equus quagga
Lineage: Eukaryota; Metazoa; Chordata; Mammalia; Perissodactyla; Equidae
Gene: PRR30
Product: proline rich 30
Exons: 2
Coding region: 1-1272 (423 amino acids)
Source: RefSeq, a predicted model, not a curated record